This is a messenger RNA of Fundulus heteroclitus (mummichog), 5236 nucleotides long. Its product is annotated as beta-2 adrenergic receptor-like. Gene Ontology annotation, molecular function: norepinephrine binding; beta2-adrenergic receptor activity. The transcript has 4 exons. NCBI's taxonomy places the organism in Eukaryota, Metazoa, Chordata, Actinopteri, Cyprinodontiformes, Fundulidae. The record is from RefSeq and is a predicted model, not a curated record. Gene Ontology annotation, cellular component: membrane. Bases 203 to 1657 code for a protein of 484 amino acids. Gene Ontology annotation, biological process: negative regulation of smooth muscle contraction; norepinephrine-epinephrine-mediated vasodilation involved in regulation of systemic arterial blood pressure; adenylate cyclase-activating adrenergic receptor signaling pathway.
UUGAGGGCUGAAAAGACUGAGGACACACAUGAGGGAGAGCAAAGAGGAAAUAGCAAGACAGAGUGCCUGUGUAACAGUCUCAGUACCCCGUCCAAAAGUGGAGUCCAAGCUGCCGAGGAGCACAGCGCGAACAUGUUGUGGAUCUAAAAGAAACGCAAGAAUGAAAUACUUGGACUGAAGAGAGCAAAGCCUGGAGUAGAUCAUGGCCGGUGUGACCUCUGUGCCACCACCCAUGAACCAGUCACAGCUCCUCAAUAUCACCUCAGAUACAGAGUAUAGUGAUGUGGAACUUGUGCUGUGUGGCGUUGCUAUGGCUAUUCUUGUUCUAGCAAUAGUUUUUGGUAAUGUGAUGGUGAUUACGGCCAUCCUGCGCUUCCAGAGGCUCCAGACCAUCACCAACCUCUUUAUUGCCUCGCUGGCUGUUGCUGACCUCAUUAUGGGUCUGAUCGUGGUCCCCUUUAGCUCCAGCAACAUACUGCUGCGAAGCUGGAUGUUUGGAAACUUCAUGUGUGACUUCUGGACGGCGACUGAUGUGUUGUGUGUGACCGCCAGCAUAGAAACACUGUGCGUGAUUGCUCUGGACCGCUACCUCGCCAUUACGAGGCCGCUCCGCUACCCGACACUGUUAACCAGGGCUCGGGCCUUCACGGUGGUGUUUGUGGUUUGGGCAGUUGCCUGCCUCAUCUCCUUUCUGCCCAUCUAUCUCAAGGUCUGGGUGUCGGACAAAGAAUCCGCCACGAAAUGCUUACUCAGUGAGACCUGCUGUGAAUUCAACACCAACGCCAUCUACGCGGUAUCUUCCUCGAUUGUGUCGUUCUAUAUGCCGCUGGUGGUGAUGAUUUUCGUCUACACCCGAGUCUUCCAAGAGGCUCAGAAGCAGCUGGAAAAAAUCCGAGGAAGGGAGCGGCACUUCUUCCACCUGCAUAAAUCUGCACAGCGGACUUACCCAGAUGACAGCCCCUCACUGAAUAAACUCAGGACAGGAGCAGACGGAGAGGACAGACUAAACAUGCAGCAAACUGAGGAUACGGACGCUGGGCAAGACGAAAAGGGAGAGGAAAACAGAGUGAGGACGGAAAAAGAAGGAAAGCAGUCCGCUGCGAAGCGUCUUAAGUUCUGCCUUAGAGAGCACAAGGCUGUGAAAACUCUGGGGAUCAUCAUGGGAACUUUCACGCUGUGUUGGCUACCUUUCUUCAUCCUCAAUAUCAUCAUAGCCUUUGUAGAUCUCGAUGGCAUUAAGAACCUGUUUCGAUUCCUUAACUGGAUAGGUUAUUCCAACUCAGCCUUCAACCCCCUCAUCUACUGCCGCAGCCCUGAGUUCCGACACGCCUUCCAGGAGAUACUUCAUUUAAGGGUCGGCAGCUCAGGAUGGAAGGGGGCAUGCGGCUGGUGCAGCGAGAGACACGGUUACUCCAAGACUCCACGGAGGCAGAAUGGGAACUCAGAACCGGGCCGUGUCCGGGGGCUGGACAGCGAAGAGAAAUCCGGGUGGAAAGGGAGUCUGGAGAGCUCAAUUCGAGACAGCUCGCUGACCCUUGCUCCGCCGGCGUCAUGUUCUGAGCAGGUUCUAGAUGUAGCUCCAGGUUCCUUGACCAGUUGGCAGGAAAACAGCUCUGGGAGCAGGGGUUGCAGGGAAAAUGUUGGUUCUGUCGUUUGACCAAAAAUAAGUAGGAUAUUAAAUUAAAACUGCAUUUCUAUACAGCAUCAGCUCAUUUUGUUCACGUUUGACAGACUGACUGAACGUCCUGCUCUACAAUGUAUGUAGCUGUGCACGGUUAUAUUUGAUCAGUGUUACUGUGGUUUUACUUGAGAUCCCUCGCCUACUCUGCUGCAGUUCUUUUUAUUUAAUAGGCUGAAAUACAAAGGCCAGCCAUCUGACAUGAAUUUUGCAUCGAUACAUUCACCCAAAGCGAAAACUAUAAAAUAUCUUUUAACAUAAGACAUACAAUUGUAAUAGACCAACAAUGUACUUUUAGUUCCCUUUAGGCAGUGACUUGGUUAACCAUUUGAUUAAUGUUGUGAUGCUCUACAGAAAUCUGCAACUGAGAGUUAAAAUUAAUCAAGACAAAAAAAAAAACAAGGUGUGAGUUUACAAGAUAAUCUACAUAAACUAAAAUAUGUGAUCAUUCUGUAUUUAGGUAUUCUUUCAUCCCUAAAUAAUUAUGGAUGGUACUAAACUGGAUUUGCAUUCAUCUAUUUGGUAGUAAUACUUUGUGAGAUAUUUAAGUACAAAACUAUUUGAUCCGCAAGAGUUGACAGGUUCAUUGUACAGUGCCUUGCAAAAAUAUUUAAGUCCUUUGAAACGUUUGAAAAAUUCUUCAAAACAAACAUCAGCGUGUUCUAUAAAUUGAGACAAAGUAGCGGAUAAAUGUAAAAUAGAAAACUCUGAAAAGAGUGGUGUGGAUCAGUAUUCAGCGCCCUUUAUUCUGAUAUCCCAAAAUAAGAUUUAAAUGUGUUACAAAGUGAAAUCUUAAAAUAUGAGACGGGACCCGUUCUGUCCUCAGUCGCAGUCAGACAAACAUGUUUUCAUUUUUUGAGUCGAAACUGGACAAGAUCAGGUAGUGGGAACUGAUCACCAACCCAACAGCAUGUGCCUGUUGCUGACAGCCAGGACUAUAAAAGACACUGGGAUAAGACAAAAGCUGUGAGAAGGCUUGUUAAAAACUUUAUUGAACAUAAACGCACAACAGCAAUGGGCAUAUUACAAACAAUCACCUAAAACACAGUAAAUAAUGAAGGGCUUUGUUGAAAUAAACCAAACAACUGAACAUAAAGAAUUGUACUGAACUCAGUUUAUUUACAUAGCGUCAAUUUACAACACAUGCCAUCUCAGCGACUUUUACAGAGUCAAAUUAAUCAAAUCAUACAGAUAUUGGUCAAAAUGUUUUCUCUCUAAGGAAAUCCAGCAGAUUGCAUGGAGUCAUUGACUGGCAGCAUUCACUCCUGAAAGAGCGUAGAGCCACAGUGGACAGUUGCUUGAUUUCUAAAGGACUAAUUAACAUUUCUCAAUGAAAUAUUUUUCAAGCAGAGCCGAGGUCUGGAACAUUUACAAUCCACAAAGUCCAUUUUUGUCUUCAGUCCAGCUAAAUGGGGCUUAUUUACAGCUGCAAAUGUUACACAACAUUUUUAUCCAUUACAGGAAUUUUGUGAUUUUUAAAGUGUUCCAAAAUGAUUUCUAUCUCGGGUUUUGAAACAAAAGAAGCAUGAAAUGUUUGCUGAACGGCGAUGGAUACAUAUUCUCUUUUUUUUGGGAUGUUGAUAUUUCUGGGAAACUUAAUGAUUUAACUGAAAAAAAAAUUAUUUCUGGUAAUGUUGGUAUCAAUCGGUUGUUAAAAUUUGUUCCAGUAAUUCCUUGAAACAAACUAAAAAAAAAAACUGCAAAAGCUUGAAUUCUGAGAAUGUCUUAUUACCAGCACCUGCUAGUAAGCUCGCUCUUUUAAACUAUAAAUUAAAGGGGUAUUGAUAUUUUUCCAAGGCACUCUGGUGCACAGAGAAAGAAAUUGGCUAGUUACCCAAAACAUUUCAAUGAAAACAGUCUAAAAUUGGACGUGGCACAAUUUUGAACAUAAUAUGUUUUGUGUUGGAAUCAUUUGGCUAGUUUGGUGUGAGAAUGGGUCGCACAGGCAGCUAAAAAUGAGACUAUCCAACGAUAUUUUCUUUCCUAACAUAUAGCUUUACAUAUAUAUGCUGAUGGUACUGGUAUGUGCAUAUUGUUCAGCUGCAAGAAAAACAACAACAGGUGCUUGUAUCGCUGGUCCAUUUUAUGGCGAUCAUAGCAAAACUAUCCAAAAAAGUGUCCAAGUAGACGAUUGCAGAGUGAUGUUUCUACAGAGAGGCUAUUUUACAUGAACAGUUUUAAGCACUAUUGAGAAAGUACUUUUAUCCAUCCUUCUACAGUCUUUGGCUUAUCCAAGAUCGGGUCGCAGGGUUGCUACAGGUCUAUGAAGGAAACCCAGACCUCUCUCUCCUCAGCGACAUCCUCCAGCUUAUUCUGGGGAAUCCCAAGGUGUUCCCUCAGAAUGACCCGUAGGAUAAGAAGGAAUAUCGAGUCCCUCCAGCAGUUUCUGGUUCUUCCCCGCUUCUCCUACCAAUGAAACGGAGGCAUCAGGGGCCUCCUGAUCAUAUUUCCAAACCACCUCAACCAUCUCCUUGCAACAUGUAAAAGCAGUGGCUCUACUUUGGCUGAAAGAGCUCCUCCCCCCCUGUCUCUCUAAGGCUGAGCCAGGCCACCCACCGAAGGAAGCUGUUUUUGGCUGCUUGUAUCCGGGAUCUUGUUCUUUCGUUAAUUAUCCAUACCUCAGACAGAACCUAGACAAGCUUGUACAUUGAGAACUCAGCUUUUUCUUUUUCACAACAGACCAGAGUCCCCUUUAGUGCUUUGUAGUGAGAGUCAGAUGCCGUGCAGGCAACGUCAUUCCAAACUGCUGGUUAAAAACUGUAAAAGAUAACUGUUCUUAAUAAAAAUGUUGUAUUUGCUACCAGUUUCUUAGGGUAAAGCUGAGACAAAAAUGCACCAUAUUUGUUGUAGAAUCCAUGAAAUGACUCAAUAUAUUCCAUUGUGUUUCUGGAUAUGCUACAACAGAAGUGAAUGUUUAAAUUGGUUAAAAGGUUUUUGUUAUAGCAACAAGUAAAGAUUUUAACUUCUCUUUGAGUUAACCACAGUGUUGGCAGUUUACAUCAGCAAAAGUUUUCCUUAAAAAUCUCUGUAACUGCCCAUAAAACCCGGUUGUGCUGAUCAUUUAUUUACAAGAAUUUAAUGUCACCACAGGGGAUGAGGUGUGAGCGGAUUCGAUUUCCAAAAUCAGGAACCUGACUCUAAUUUAUGCAAAUAUAUUCCUGUGAGUUGACCAUAAAGGCAUACAUUUUCUUUAUUUCAAGUUGCAAAAUUUAAUACAUGGGCUUCUGUGUCACGUCAUACUGUUACAAAACUUUGCAGCAUAACAUUGUUUGCUGCAGCAAAAAAAGGUGAAUUGAUUGUAAGGCUUUCCCUGUAUCUUAACCUGGAGCGUGGCUCGUAUUUCACAUCUCGAAGAGUGAUUAAGAGAAAUAGUCUUAGUGCUCCAUAAUGUUUAUACUUCAGAGGAACAGAACUAAGGAACUACAAAGUUAAAUUCAAAGGCACUCUGAUCAACUUCUAAAAGUAAAGUAGGAAUUAUAAAAUAAUUCUUUGGCAUUUGUGUUGUAAAAUUUGUUGGGAGUGGCAAUAAAUGUGGUUUUGCUCAUUUUGUAAAAUAUA